AUGCAGGUGACGUCCACAGUCGCUUGGUGCAUCAAGAACCCGACGCUGGCUGCUACAAUGGGCGCCGAGACGAUGGUGGUUGGAUCCCAGCGUCUCUCUUCUGAGAUCCCGAAAUUGCAUCAGGACAUGCUUAAACAAGCCACUGCGUCCUUGGCAAGUUUCAUCCGUGGCGUCAACUAUUCCGACAGCUUCCACAUGGCCACGAGUGAUCAGGGUAGAAAAGCACGUGCACCUGCUGGAGGCCGAGAUGAGCCGGUGUUUGAAGAUAAGACGAGCAAGACCAUGGACAAUUCGCUGUACGACGUCAGCCGGAUGAACGAAUCCGUGGCACACGCGAUCGUGACGGCCAUGACGUACGGCGUGGAGAUAUUUUUCAUCAACGUUCUCUCGGCGGUCCCGCUCGACGUCGAGCGCACGAAGCCGCUGGCCUGCGGCGCGGUGGCGAGCGCCCAGGCUUUGCAGGCGGAAGCGGCCGCCAGGGGUAACGCCAAGGCGAUGAAGCUCGGCGCGACGGCGACCGCGGACAGGGCGCAGAUCGAGGCGCAGGGCCAGGCCCUGGCCGGAGGGCAAAAAGGACGCAGCGAGCAUGCUGCCAACGAACUCUGUGGCCGUCGACUUGGCCUGGACGGAUAA
Messenger RNA from Prorocentrum cordatum, 633 nucleotides. The record is from the annotation of a GenBank genome assembly. Lineage: Eukaryota; Dinophyceae; Prorocentrales; Prorocentraceae.